This is a messenger RNA of Dentiscutata erythropus, 365 nucleotides long. Lineage: Eukaryota; Fungi; Glomeromycota; Glomeromycetes; Diversisporales; Gigasporaceae. The record is from the annotation of a GenBank genome assembly.
AUGGGUAUCGAUAUUGUAAAACCACUCUCAACAAUCCCCGAAGGCCACUAUUAUAUAGUAGUAGCUACUAGUUAUCUCACCAAAUUGCCUAAGACAUAUGUACUUAAGAAAGCUGAUGCAUCUUUUCUUUUCGACAAUAUAAUAUGUCAUUAUGGAAGCCCUUAUGAGUUGCUUUCUGAUCAAGAAACCCACUUUUGUAAUGUAUUGACAGUUAUAACCACUUAUCUAGUUGAACCCACCACUGAAAGGGAAUUGCAAGAAUAUCUCUCCCAAAGAAUUGAAGCUAUUCUAGCAAAUGUGAGUAAUAGUGAGUUGGCCACCAACAAUUGUAAGCGACUGUUGACAAUUGAGAGUAAAUGUGCCAA